AUGGAAACUCCAGGCGCCCGCGGCGGCGGGGUAAAGGCGAAGGCCCGCUGGUUCGGGACGUUGGCUCUGUAUGACGCUUGGAUCGGCGUCUCGCACGAUCCUGUCGUCGGGGUAGUUCUGAAUCAACAAACCCACAAGUGUUUUUGGCUAAAAGUCACCGAAGUUUACAACGCACGAAGGCCGAAGAAUACCGUUCCCCGCAACGUGAAGAUGCUCCGCAGUCAUUGGGACCGAUGCGACAGAGAUGUCAAAAUAUUUUGCGCGAUAUACAGGGGAGAAGAGGCGAAUUAUCAGAGCGGAGCCAGUGGAGCCGACAUUCUGAGAGCGGCGUUGUGGGUCUUCAAAGACGACGUCGGCAAAGAUUUCAAGCUUGUCGAUGUUUGGUCGCAAGUCCACCACCUUGAAAGGUGGGCUGGCGGUGUCGAGUCGGGCUCGAAACGCACGAAGCGCACGGCGCGUGGCCACUACUCGUCUAGUGAUGGCGGCGAAGGCAACACCUCACGUGAGGGCACGCCAACCGAUGAUGCAGGGGGUCUUCUUCCGGUACACGACGUCGGCCGCAAGGGACCAAGGCGGCUAGAGUGA
Molecule: messenger RNA, 585 nt
Organism: Salvia hispanica
Lineage: Eukaryota; Viridiplantae; Streptophyta; Magnoliopsida; Lamiales; Lamiaceae
Source: RefSeq, a predicted model, not a curated record